This is a messenger RNA of Pristis pectinata (smalltooth sawfish), 2025 nucleotides long. RefSeq names its product nuclear factor 7, brain-like. The transcript is spliced from 7 exons. Gene Ontology annotation, molecular function: protein binding; zinc ion binding. The record is from RefSeq and is a predicted model, not a curated record. The coding region runs from base 6 to 1139 and encodes 377 amino acids. NCBI's taxonomy places the organism in Eukaryota, Metazoa, Chordata, Chondrichthyes, Rhinopristiformes, Pristidae.
UUAAUAUGGCUUCCAGGCAGGAGGUUAAGUGUUUAACCGAAGAACUAAUUUGUUUCAUCUGCCUGGAUAUUUUCACCGAUCCGGUGUCACUGGAGUGUGACCACAGCUUCUGCCGCCGCUGUAUCACAGAAUAUUGGGAAGGGAAGGAGAGAAACUCCUGCCCGGUAUGUAGAGAGGAGUUUGUACGCUGCGUCCUCAGGGUAAAUCGGGCCUUAGUAAGUCUGUCUGAGAAAGCUCGAAAAUUAAAUCUGGAUCCGAUAGAGACGAAAAGCAAACUUUACUGCGAAGAACAUCAGGAAGAACUGAAGCUGUUUUGUGAAACGGACAAGAAACUGAUCUGUGUGAUUUGCAGAGAUGCGCGGGAACACAGAGAGCACCGCUUCAUGCCGGUUAAAGAAGCUGCUGAAAUCUACAAGGCUCAGACGAAAUCUUCUAUAAAAUCUCUCACACAUUAUACAUCUGUGAUCAAGGAAAUGGAGCAUGAACAGAAACAGAAGAUUUCUGGAGUUAGGGACCAGUCUUGCAGUCUGCAGACCCACAUCACAUCUGAAUUCAGUAAAAUGCACCGGAUUCUCAUUGAGAAAGAGAAGUGCUUACUCAGAGAUCUCAGAGAAGAGGAGGAGAGGAUUGUAAACAGAAUGGAGAAAAAUCUUCGAUACAUUCAAGAGAAUUUAAAUUCUAUGGAUCAGAAACUCUCGGCGUUACAGAAGCAGAUGGAUCAAGAAGACUCUGUGAUAUUUCUGAAGGAGGAAGGUCGUCGCAAGAGAAGGUAUAGUGAAAAGGAAUAUCGAUUGUCAGUCGCAGAUGAUGUGCUGCAGGUUGCAAAAUUCGAUCACCCGUAUUUGUUGAACACGGCGUUGAAAGAAAUGUUUGAUGCUAUUAAGCAAGUCUCCGUGACUGUAGAUGUGGAAACGGCGGGUUCGGGGCUCGAGGUGUCUGAGGAUCUGAAAAGCGUGAGAGGGACCAGGACCUCGAAGGAUCCCCCCAACACCAGGAAGAGGUCUGUAAACGGGUUGGGUCCCGCGACCGGCAUCAGGAGCGGGGCUCGGAGGCUGUGGAGCAGAAACCCCGCGGACAACAGUCCGGCGGUGAACGGGAACCACUUAAUCCCCAAAUUCCGCAUUGUAAAACCCCAAUGACCCUGGAAAUGAAACCGAUAUAUACAUAAAUGUAGGGAGAGUGAAUUAAAAGGCUCCUCAGAUUAAGACUAUCUAUUCAUUUAUUUUGAUACGUUAAUUGCGUCCCUGAACCGAAAAUACAUACAUUUGUGAAAACUGUUAUGGAGCAAGGGGGAAGCUUGCUGGGGCCCUUUCGGCAGCUUCCCGAACCAAAGGUGAAGUACCCGAUGACUGGCGAACAAGAAGGGCAGGAUUAAGCCGAGUCACAGCAGGCCAGUGAGGCAGAUCCGUGUUAUUGGAAAAUUGUCUAAGGAACGGGAUUUAUUUAUACUUGGGAAAGCAUGGAGAGUCAGUAUGGCUUUCAUUUCGUGGAAAAUCCUGCCUCAUUAAUUUGGGUGAAUUACUUCAAGGCGUAUGUUGAUGAAGGCAGUGUGGUAAAUGUUGUCUGCGCGUCCUUUAGCAGGGCCUUUGACAAGGUCCUGUAUGUAGGUUGGUCCAAAGGGUUAGAAUGCGUGGGAUCGAAGUCAACCUGGCAAGUUGGAUCCAAACUUGACCUGGUAAUAGGAGACAGAGAAUGGAGGUGCAGGGUCACUUUACUGAUUGGGAGUCUGUGAGCAGUUGUAUACCACGGGGAUCGGUGCUGGAACCCGUGUUGUUUGUGACAUAGACUAUCGGAUAUGAAUGUAAGAGGCAAUAUCAGUACGUUUGUAGAUAUCAUUAAAAAAUUAUGAUGUUCCAGAUACGAGGAAGAUUAUUUUGAGGUGCAGCAUAACCUUGACCAGCUGGAAUGCUGGGCGGGGCAAUGGUAUUUGGAAUUUAAUCCUCACAAGUGCAAAUUGAUGCAUUUUCGAAGGUGAAAUGAGGGCAGAACAUGCACGGUUAUUAUCAGAGCCGGUGCACUGCGACA